AUGGAUGCACUCGAAACAACGACAUCGUCAAUAAUUGAUUUAUUGGCAAACACGAGUGACUUUCUAUCGACAUCGACGCCCAAAGCAACAACAAUUCUCCCGCUCGAGCAAUGCAAGGAAUUAGGCAUUGAUCUGCCCGGAGAUGCAUCUGUCCAUAACAACUCGGCAUUUUCGCACAUUCGAUGUCUCGAACACGCUCCAACCUUUUCGCAGAGCGGAAUGAUUCGCGUUAUCGUGCUUUCGGCGAUGGCAGUUGUUUCGUUGCUCGGAAAUAUCGCGACAAUGUGGAACAUUCAGAAGAAUCGGAAGUCGAAAAGGGUCACGCGACACACUUGGAGUGCCAUAUAUUCGUUAAUUUUUCACUUGUCGAUAUCGGAUGUGCUUGUGACGGGCUUUUGCAUCAUCGGCGAAGCAGGAUGGACUUAUACCGUUGAAUGGAGGGCCGGGGAAUACGCUUGUAAAUUGUUUAAAAUGUUCCAAAUGUUUAGUUUGUACUUGUCGACGAACGUGAUGGUUUUGAUUGGAAUCGAUAGAUGGGUUGCUGUGAAAUAUCCCAUGAAGUCGCUGAAUACAUCGAGGAGAUGUCAUCGAUUUUUGGUCAUUGCUUAUUCCAUUUCUUUCUUGCUGAGUUUGCCACAGUAUUUAAUAUUUCGCGUUGCAAAAGGACCUUUUUACGAGGAUUUUUAUCAAUGUGUAACGCAUGGAUUUUACUCGGCAAAUUGGCAAGAACAGCUCUACACAACAUUCACAUUAAUAUUUAUGUUCAUCAUUCCCCUCGUGAUAUUAACGGGCACCUAUUUGUCAACAUUUCGGACGAUAGCAAAGAGCGAACGCAUUUUUCGGCUUGAGGCGCCUGUGGAAAAGUGUUAUCGUCGCACAGACUCGAACCGACAACGGCUAAUACACAAAGCCAAAAUGAAAUCACUCCGAAUAUCGGUUGUCAUAGUAUUUGCUUUCAUUAUUUGCUGGACUCCGUAUUACGUGAUGAUGAUUAUUUUCAUGUUUCUCAAUCCAGAUAGGAGGCUGAGCGAAGACUUGCAACAAGGCAUUUUCUUCUUUGGCAUGUCAAAUAGUCUGAUGAAUCCAUUAAUUUACGGAGCUUUUCAACUAUGGCCCAAUAGGAAGCCUUUUUGUCACCAAAGGUAUGUUUUAUUAGAAGGAUCCACCGUUUUGCGUCGCACAUUAUCCACAAAUAUGAAUCAACUCGCCGUCAACGGGCACAGUCCGCAGCUGAAGACGUUCAACGGGAGCAAUCAUCACAAGCACAACCAUGAACCGCUGUUGGCAAAAACACAUUCGCAGGGUCACGAUCCGCCGCUUAAUCAAACGCCCUCGCCCCCCAUGACGCAACGACAUUCCGUCGAGGAAAUUUCACUCAUGUCGCUCGAAAAAGACUUACGUAGCUUAGACGAAAACGUAAAUCAAGUUAAUAAUGCCGUAAAUAACAAAAUAAAAAAUGGCACGACGGCAAAUCGAAAAAAUAUCAUAGCAGCGAGCUUAUUGCGACUAAAAAUCCUGAAAUUCCGACAAAAAAAUCCCACGACACUGUAGAAAUAAUUUGUAAGUAAAAAAAAAUGUUCAAAAAAAUUAUUUAAGGAGAAAAAUGUACUGAAUGUAGUAAAUUAAUGUAAGAAAAAAAUUAUUAUUAUGAAACCGCGGAUCGAAAGAGGAAAUGAAAGUACAAGAAAAGAAAAAUAAUUCGAGAGACUAUUUAUCAAAAAUGGAUAAAAGAUAAAAAUUCGGCUGUUACUUGAUUUUCUAUAUCAAAACGAAAAUAAAUUUUAUUUUUCACU
Culicoides brevitarsis is the source of this 1793-nucleotide messenger RNA. Its product is annotated as gonadotropin-releasing hormone receptor. Gene Ontology annotation, biological process: neuropeptide signaling pathway. Lineage: Eukaryota; Metazoa; Arthropoda; Insecta; Diptera; Ceratopogonidae. Gene Ontology annotation, cellular component: plasma membrane. Gene Ontology annotation, molecular function: corazonin receptor activity. The record is from RefSeq and is a predicted model, not a curated record. The transcript has 5 exons. Bases 1 to 1551 code for a protein of 516 amino acids.